UCCCGCCGGCCACGCCCUGCGAGGGCGGCUGCGACCAGGGCCUGGUGCCCAUCCCGCUGCUGGCCAACCUGACCGUGCUGGCGCAGCCGCCCUGGCUGCCGGGGCUGGAGGCCCGCUACGUGGCCUUCGCCCGCGACCUCAUGGCCGACGCCCAGCGCCAGGGCCGGCCGUUCUUCCUCUACUACGCCUCCCAUCACACCCACUACCCGCAGUUCAGCGGGCAGACCUUCGUGGGGCGCUCCGGCCGGGGGCCCUUUGGCGACUCCCUGAUGGAGCUGGACGCGGCUGUGGGGGCCCUGAUGACGGCUGUGGGGGACCUGGGGCUGCUCGGGGAGACGCUGGUCAUCUUCACGGCAGACAACGGGUAGGCGGGAGCCCGGC
This is a messenger RNA of Condylura cristata (star-nosed mole), 381 nucleotides long. Its product is annotated as arylsulfatase A-like. NCBI's taxonomy places the organism in Eukaryota, Metazoa, Chordata, Mammalia, Eulipotyphla, Talpidae. The record is from RefSeq and is a predicted model, not a curated record. The transcript is spliced from 2 exons. The coding region runs from base 141 to 368 and encodes 75 amino acids. Gene Ontology annotation, molecular function: arylsulfatase activity.